AUGGGAGAUUCUUCUGAGCAUAUUCGCCUGAUCAAAUAUGCUGUCCUUCAGACUACAAUUGUACCAUCAAUACUUUGUGAUGUUCUAGCCUUCGCAUAUGUUAUUCGUUAUUGGCGUCGAGAGAUUAUUAAUGCACCACAAAAUCAUACUGUUUUAUGUUUACUCAUAGUUAGUUUCAUACAGAAAACUACGGAUUUACCAAUGUCUCUAUAUCUUCUUCGUUGGGGUACUACUUUUCGACAAACAAAUACAUUUUGUGUAAUAUGGGGUUGGGUGGAUUAUUCAUUGCUUGCUAUUAGUUUACAUUUGAUAAGUUGGUGUAGUAUUGAAAGACAUUUAUUUGUUUUUCAUGGUUUAAUGAUGAAAAAGAGAUCAUGUUUAAUUUUAUUCCAUUAUAUUCCCAUGAUCCUAUGUUUAUUAUAUGCACCAUUAUUCUAUCUUUCUGUCAUCAUUUUUCCAAGCAUGUGUACGAAUGUUUGGGACUAUACAUAUAUGUUUUGCGGUGGUGGAUGUUAUGGUUCCGUUCCAUUUUGGGGUACUUUCGACUGGUUAUUUAAUUAUGCUUUAUGGUUAUUCAUUAUAUUAUUUGCAAAUCUUCUACUUUUCUAUCGUUUUACCCGACAAAGAAUCCGACAUCAACAACCUAUUCAAUCGAGACAUAAGAUUCGUAUGAUUAUUCAGUUGGGUUUUAUUUCAAUUCUUUAUUUAGUUUUUAUGUCUCCAGAAAUUGUCUUAGGUGUUAUCGAGGCUUUAUGGUCACCGACAUUUGGAAUUGAUGUCGAAGUUAAUUAUUUAUAUUAUAUUUGCAAUUUUAUUAAUCAAUUCUUACCAUUUGUUAUAGUUCGUUCACUACCCGGAAUACGUAAAGAAUUAAAUAUAUGGUUUCAACGUAUAAGACGACGCAAUGAUGUAGCCAUACGAGUACAUCCACUCAUGACUGGAACUGUUCUACAUAGAUAA
Molecule: messenger RNA, 960 nt
Organism: Adineta steineri
Lineage: Eukaryota; Metazoa; Rotifera; Eurotatoria; Adinetida; Adinetidae
Source: the annotation of a GenBank genome assembly